Sclerotinia borealis F-4128 is the source of this 882-nucleotide messenger RNA. Lineage: Eukaryota; Fungi; Ascomycota; Leotiomycetes; Helotiales; Sclerotiniaceae. The record is from the annotation of a GenBank genome assembly.
AUGGAUUCCAUUUCAACAAGUUGUGUUUUCAACGAAACAUUUCACACAAUCUGUGGGCACGUCGUUACACACAUCGAACAUAACUAUGACAAUUGUGGUGAAUUCGAUAGAAAUCCAUACUCUCCUGACGGAGGCAAAGACGAACACGAACACGGACAAAACCUCGAACAUAUUUUUUGUGACAGGUACCACUUCGCCUUAGCCAAGAUCGAAGACACAACAAUUUGCAAAUUCUGCGUCGACGAUGAAGACGAAGGCUGGGACGUAGACAUGUUCGAAGAAUCGGAAUAUGUAUCUGAGUUAAGCAGCACAUUCGGCGGAGUUGCAAUACACCCAAUCGAGAUUCAACAACGUCGACAUUGUUGGGCGAGCUACAUUGAACUGCAAAGAUGCCUGUUUGCAAGACAAGAGAUCCUGGAACGGGCAGCCAAUACCGCGCAUGACAACCUCACAACAUACAUGCGAGACCCGAUGAAUUGGCCUUUUCGUCUCAGAAUCAGUCUUGAACAGGACUACGAGACUCGUCACUGCAAUCGACGCCUGUUUUUCUUGCAAAUGAACUUUACCCUCGGUGAACUCAGACAGACGGUAUUACACAUGGAAGUAGAAGAAGAGCAUCAUUGCCUAUUCGAGGGAGAAAGAAUCAAUCCCGCGAUUCUUGCGCCCGUCUCUCCUGCAGAGGUAGCGCACGACGAGAAAUGUGUUAUUUGUUGGCAAACCUUGCGAGACCCGGAAGCAUGUGGUCUCAAUGGGAUUGGUCGAGCUUUUUGUGGUUUGCAUGUUUUUCAUCAUGAUUGUAUUGCGCGUUGGUUCCAAGAAUUGGCUCGUAGCACCUGCAGAGCAAAAAAACGUGUCGUCCGCCCAUGGCCCGCGCCCGCCUGA